AUGUUUCCUCCACAGUCGGCAAACUUAGAUAUUGAAGCCCUAAGCGGCAUCCUUGGAUCUAUAUCUAUUGCCUGCUGGGUGGUUGUGUUUUCGCCGCAGAUAAUAGAAAAUUUCCGAAGACGAUCUGCAGAUGGUCUCUCGCUGCUCUUUCUUGCCAUCUGGCUGGCUGGGGAUGUCUUUAAUAUCCUGGGAUCUGUUCUCCAAGGGGUACUGCCGACAAUGACCAUCCUCGCGGUAUACUAUACCCUUGCAGAUAUUGUGUUGCUCGGACAGUGCUUUUACUACCGUGGAUUCACUCUGUCAGACAACGUCCCGGCGAAAAUAAAGCCCAAUAGGGAGAGCGGAGAAGAAGAAGGACAACAAGAGCCGACGGAGAGAACCGGGCUAUUAAACAGUGAAAACGGAAACGGAAAUGGCCAUUCCGGUGAUAGACAUCAACAACACUCGCAAUGGACUCAUGUCGAUGGCACCCAUCUCUCUCCAGUAACACCUUUCGUUGAUGCUGUUCCUGUUGAAGAAGAAGAAAAUACCAGCAGCGGCACACAACCUGCACGGUCAACCUCCAUCCUCCAAGCAGCCCUACUUAACACCUUUGCCAUUGUCCUUGUAUGCGCCGCUGGUAUUUUGGGCUGGUACGUGAGCUCCAACUUGACCAGCCACUCCAAACACGAAAUCAAAGAACCUGACAACAACACCUCGGAACCCCUCACCUUUGAUUUCUGGGGCCAGAUAUUCGGCUACCUGUGCGCUGUUCUAUACCUAGGCUCGCGCAUUCCACAACUCCUCCUUAACUAUCGCCGGAAAUCAACCGAAGGUGUCUCGCUUUUGUUUUUCUUAUUCGCCUGCAUCGGCAACCUGACCUAUGUGCUGUCGAUUUUUGCUUACUCUCCCGUUUGUUUUGAUCGUCGUACUUGUCAACCGGGGGAGGCGUCUGCGAUUUAUGGGAAGUACAUUCUUGUGAAUCUUUCGUGGCUCAUGGGCAGUUUGGGGACUUUGUUUCUUGAUAUGGCUAUUUUUGUGCAGUUUUUCCUGUAUAGACAGGAUGAUCUGGAUGAUUGGGAAUAA
Molecule: messenger RNA, 1065 nt
Organism: Talaromyces rugulosus
Lineage: Eukaryota; Fungi; Ascomycota; Eurotiomycetes; Eurotiales; Trichocomaceae
Exons: 2
Coding region: 1-1065 (354 amino acids)
Biological process (GO): basic amino acid transmembrane export from vacuole
Cellular component (GO): fungal-type vacuole membrane
Source: RefSeq, a predicted model, not a curated record